AUGGAGCAGAUAAUUGGAAAAACGAGAGAAGCCUUUGAUUUCCUAGCUAAAGGUGAAAAUCAGAAAGCAGUUGAUACGCUGUCCGGUGUCAUCAAGCUGAAUCCACACCUCGCCAGCCCACACAUUAACAGAGCCCGUGUCUUCUUGCAGCUGGAAGAGCCAGCUAUGGCCAUUAGUGACUGUGACAGAGCUAUUGAACUCAAUCCCAGCUCAGCACAGGCCUAUCUAUUACGAGGAAAAGCUCUCCAGCUUUUGGGGCAUUUAAAAGAGGCUGCCCAUAACAUUUCUUUGGCUUGUAAAUUAGAUUCUGAGGCUCAGGCAAAGUUUGAGAGGGGGGAAGAGGCCAGUGAAGAGCUGGGGAGGGAUGAGGGUGAGUUGGAGACAGACAGCGAAGGGGAGAUUGAGCCAGAAGAGGAUGACUACCCAGAGAUGGGAGAUGAGAGUUUGGAGGUGACCAGCGACAUGCUGAAGCAGGCUGAUGAAAAGAAUAGGGUGGCUUUUGAUGCAGUGGGUAGAGGUGAGUUUCAAAAAGCUGUUCAGCUCUUCACUGAUGCCAUCAGACUGAACCCAGGGCUUAGCACUUUGUAUGUCAACCGAGCCAGUGUCUUUGUGCAGUUGCAAAAGCCAAACGCCGCCAUCAGAGACUGUGACAAAGCCAUAAAAAUCGACCCCAAUUCUGCACAGCCGUACAAGUGGAGAGGGAAAGCUCUUUGGCUCCUGGGUCACUGGCAGCGUGCUGCCAAGGACCUUGCACUGGCCUGCCAGCUGGGUUCUGAUGAAGAUACCAAUAACAUGUUGAAGGAGGCUCAGAGAAGAGUCCACAAACUUGCUAAACACCAAAAAAUGUAUGAGGAGAAAGAAAACACAAAGCAAUCAUUGGGUGCGUUACCAAGAGUGGGGAAAUCCAUGGCAGAAGAGGAGAGGGAUCAGCUUCUGACUUCUCAAGAAAAGGAAAAAGCACAGCUUCAGAAUGCCAAGGAGCAUCAACGGACUUACCUUGGGACCUCCCAGGAACCUGACCAUGACAUGGAAGGAAGGGAAUCUGAAGAGCAAAAGCAAUAUCCAGUAGAAAAGAGUAAGUUUUACAUGGAAGGUCAACAUAUCGCUGAGGGGGAGGAAAAGCCCAGUGGAGAAUCGAACACUGAGGACAGUGAACUCAAUACUGAAAAUGAAGGAGUGGCUGAAGAAGACCUUCAGAAAAUAGGAGAUGAAAACCUGAAGAUAGCUAAUAAUAUGAUGAAACAGGCCAUCGAAAAGGAAAGGGAAGCUUUUCAUGCACUGAGAGCAGGUGAAUUUCACAAAACUGUUGAGUUGUUCACUGACGCCAUCAGGUUCAACCCAGAACUUGCAGUCUUGUACGUAAGCCGAGCCAGUGUCUACCUGAGGUUGCUGAAACCAAUAGCUGCCAUUAGGGACUGUGACAAAGCAAUAAAAAUCGACCCUGCUUCUCCACAGCCCUACCACUGGCGUGGGAAGGCAUUCCAGCUCCUGGGUCGCUGGCACAAGGCUGCCAGGGACUUUGAACUGGCCUGCCAACUGGGUUAUAAUGAAAACACCAGUUCCAUGCUAGCAGAAGUCCAGAGAAGAGUCCAGGAAAGAAAGCAAAGGGAAGAUGACUUCAUGGAUGUAGCAGAGAGGAUGAAGAAGGAACUAAAGAAGGCAGGAUUAAGAACUUACAAAGCCCCCAAAGAUAUGGAAAGAAUUAAGAAAGCAGCCUUGGAGGAACAAGACAGCUCUUGGGAGACCAACAAAUCUUGGGAAGAGACCAUGAAGAUGCAAGUCUUGCAGAAGUUGUUAACUGAGCAGGAGAACACACCACAGCAGGUGACAGAGCAACAGGAGAGUCUGGAACAAAAGGCAUCGCAGGAGGCAGCGUGGUGCCUAGAACGUGAGGAACAGUUGAUUGCUUUGCAGGUGGAGUUGGAAGAGCAGUUUAAAACUCAACAGAUGGGGCUUGAGGAAGAGGAGAAAACUCCAUGGAAAGUUCUGGAGCAACAGGAGAACGCACAGAAGAAGCUGCAAGAAGAAGAGAGAAAUCAGUUGAAGACUAUGCAGGAACUGGAGAAAGCUCAACAACAGGCUUUGGUAGGACUGAUAAAAAAACAGAAAAAAGCCAAGGAGAAACAUAAGAUUGCUCAGAAGAAACCCCUGAACAAAAAUGGGGUUGAAAAAGCCCUCAUGGAACUAGCAAGAGCUCAGAAAAAGGCCCUGGAAGAAUUGGAGAUGGCUCAGAAAAAUGCUCUGGAGGAACUGGAGAAAGCUCACAGAAAGGCCCUACAAGAGCAAGAGCGAGCUCAGAGGGCUGCAUUAGAAGAACAGAAGAGGGCUCAGAAGGCUCUAAAGGAACUGCAGCUAUCACAAAGAAAAGCUGCGGAGGCGAUGGAGAGAGCUCAAAUAAGGGCUGUCAGAGAACAAGAGAAAGCACAGGAAAUCCUGACAGAACUUGCAAAAACACAGCAACAAGCCUUAGAGGAGCAGGAGAGGGCAAAGAAUGAACAAAACAAAGCUAAUAAAAUCUUGGAAGAACUGCAGAAAGCAAAAGAAAAGGCGCUAGAAGAACUCAAGAGAGGUCAGGAAGAGCUCCUCUGCAAGCAAGAGAAAGCUCAGAAGAAAGCCCUGGAGGAACAGGAGAGGGCUGAGAAAGACCUGGAGAGAUCUCAAGAGCAGUGUGUUGGAAAGCAGGGAAACUUUAAGGAAAAAGUUCUUGUGCAAUGGGAAAGAGCCAAAAAUAAGCUUCCUGAAGAAGAGGUGCAAUUUCAGAAGAAUACUGAAGAGUCUGGGCCAGUCUCUGGAGAACUGGAAACAACUCCGAGGAAUGACCUGAAAGAACAAGCAACAUCAUCAUUGCAAUGUGGGAAAGACUGGGAGAAAGAAGCAGAAAACCAGAGUGUCAUUCCAAAAGCUAUUCUGGAGGAAGGGCUAAGCCCUGGGAGAAGUACGGACCAACCAGAAAGGUCACCGGUGUCACCCACAAAGCCCUUUCAGGACUCCUCUGAAUCGGAGUGGUUCUCAGAGGUGUGGUUUGUUGUUUGACAAACCAUUUGCUGAAA
Molecule: messenger RNA, 3050 nt
Organism: Calidris pugnax (ruff)
Lineage: Eukaryota; Metazoa; Chordata; Aves; Charadriiformes; Scolopacidae
Product: golgin subfamily A member 6-like protein 1
Exons: 1
Coding region: 1-3033 (1010 amino acids)
Molecular function (GO): Hsp70 protein binding
Source: RefSeq, a predicted model, not a curated record